UGUAGGACCACAGAAAAAGAAAGCACAGCUUUGUUCAACUCUGCUAAGUUUUAGAGUCAGCAGAUCUUUUUGUCCUCCUUCACCUGAAAAGAUGAAAACAUUGCUGCUACUGGAUAUAAUACUUUACGGCAUCCUGUUUCCAAACACCUGGGCCUGGUCAGUACACAUGCCUCACAGUGUUUAUGGCCUAGACAAAUCUUGUCUUGUUAUCCAAUGUACAUUCUCCUAUUCAUCCUAUCCACCUCAAGAUCCUUACCGGAUAGUAUGGUAUCAGUAUGUUAGCAGUGGAUAUCCUCUGGUAUUUGACAAUCGAAGCCCUAAUUCAGUGAUUGAAAGGUACAGAGGAAGAACCAGCUUAUAUAAUAGGACAUAUAGGGACUGUAGUCUACUGAUCGAGAACCUUAGUCCUUCCCACCAUGGAGACAGAAUAUAUACUUGGAUUGACCCUGAAAAUGUUGGAUGGAGAACUUACAAAUUCUAUGAUGUCACUACACUAAUUCAUGUUCAGUCAUCUGCACCAAAGCCCAGUGUUGCCACGUCUGGCGGAUGUAAAAUUGGGGAAAGCAUCACAGUGAGGUGCAAAACAUAUCACACCUGCCCUACCAACCCCCCUUUUCUAAGUCUGAGUGGGAUAGAAAAAAAUAUUGGAACAGAAGACAAAUUGGAAAAGCGACCCCUUGAUGACGGCAAGUGGGAAAUCACACUAAUACGUGAAGGGGUUGUUGAGUCUGAAACACAGGAGAUUGAAUGUUCUGUUACACACAGUGGUGGCCUCUCUGCAUCCACUAACAAAACACAUAAUGCAAAGUGUGACUUUCAAAAACCUGUAAUAAGUCCAACCCAUGAUCUGGCUAUAGAAGGGAUUGAGAAAAGCUUCACUUGUACUGUGAACCACACAUGUAAAAAGCAGAAGCCAAACAUAAUAUGGAAUUACAGGAACAUGCCAGUUUCUGUUGAAACACAAAAGGGUUCCAACCACAGUUGUGAAACAAUUUCCACUUUAAAACUAAAAGCAUCCCAGGAUGACCACGGAAAGAUUUUAACAUGCACAUCUCAAACUACAGAUGGAGAGAUGUCAGAGCAUAUUACUUUAAAAGUCAAAAAGGAGGAGAAUUUCUUCUACGUCAUUAUUCCUGUAGCUGCUGUACUCGGGACCAUCAGUUUAUUUGGAGCAGCAUGUUAUUUUGUGAUCAAGAAAUACAAGAUACAGAUCCAAGAGCUUGAAUCUAGAAGUCCAAAUCGGGUAUUGAGUCGUCUCUCCAGAAUGUCUCGCAGGUAA
Clarias gariepinus (North African catfish) is the source of this 1279-nucleotide messenger RNA. RefSeq lists its product as uncharacterized. Bases 92 to 1279 code for a protein of 395 amino acids. The record is from RefSeq and is a predicted model, not a curated record. The transcript has 8 exons. Lineage: Eukaryota; Metazoa; Chordata; Actinopteri; Siluriformes; Clariidae.